Messenger RNA from Camponotus floridanus (Florida carpenter ant), 1868 nucleotides. RefSeq names its product recQ-mediated genome instability protein 1. Gene Ontology annotation, cellular component: nuclear body; RecQ family helicase-topoisomerase III complex. The coding region runs from base 73 to 1779 and encodes 568 amino acids. Lineage: Eukaryota; Metazoa; Arthropoda; Insecta; Hymenoptera; Formicidae. Gene Ontology annotation, biological process: double-strand break repair via homologous recombination; resolution of meiotic recombination intermediates. Gene Ontology annotation, molecular function: nucleotide binding. The record is from RefSeq and is a predicted model, not a curated record. The transcript has 10 exons.
AUAAUACAACAAUAUUUUUGCUAACAAUAAAUAAUACUCAAAUUUAUAUAGAAAAAGAAAGAAAACGUGAAAAUGAAUGAGAAUUUAUUAAAACGGAUAAAAAACCAAUUAAAUGCAAAGUUUUAUGUAAUGAACGACGCGUGGUUGCAAGAUUGCAUCAAAUACUUUAUCAGAGACAAAAAUCAUGAAGUAACAGACAGGCAUAUUUUGGAAUUUGUAGAGGGCCAAUGGCAAUUAAGUGAUUUGCGAGAGAUCAACAAUGUGAAUGGAUGUUUACCAAGGAACUUGAUACAACAAGUGCAUACUGUAUUAACUGGUACCUAUAUACUUCAGGUGGACAAGAUGUAUGAUAUAGCAAAUUCUAAAUACAAGCAACUUUGUGAAAUUCGUAAAAUCAAUAAUGAGAAUUUGAUAGUACCAGAAGAAGAGAAACCAGCUGAAUGGGAACCUAAAGCUAGAAGAAUGAUACAAUUGUAUCUUACUGAUGGAGUACAGGAUAUUACUGCCAUAGAGUAUAAACCGCUUAAACAAAUGACUAAUAUGUUGCUUCCUGGAUAUAAAGUGAUGAUAAUUGGUCCAAUUAAUUGUAGACGUGGAAUUAUUCUCUUGGAAGAUGGAAAAUAUAAGGAAAUCGGUGGGGAAGUGGAAUCUCUAUUAAAAUCCAAUGCGUUGGAGAAUGUCUUGGCUAGAGCUCUUGGAGAACCAGAAAAUUCUGAUCCAUAUAAUGAUAAUGGGCUAUCCAGACCUGUGAAUCAGAAUGUUCAUAACGCCUCGCCCAAAUCGAAUGACAAUAUUAACAGCAAUGAUAAUUUAUUCGAUGAUGAUUUUGAGGAGACUGUCGACUUAGAAGCAGUAACGGCAAUCGAACGGCGAAAUCAAGAAAUAAAAACCAUUGAAAAUAGCUUUGGAAGUGUGUAUAAUCAGAAACAAAUCAGAGAAACAAAAGAAACUAUGGAAGAGUUUUUAGAGGACAUAGAUUUUGACCCUGUAGAGAAUUGGCCCAAUAAUUCCCCCACGAGAUCUGUAUCGCCUGCUUCGCGGAUGGAAAUUGAAAAUUUCAAUGAGGAGGAUAAUAAUAUAAUGAUAGUUGAAGAAGUAUCAGUCUCAGCACAUGAUUUUCGUAGCAAACCAUUAUCUUUCGCAAGUUCUUCUAAGAUAAAUAAAGAUGCUUCGGAAUUUCGCAACAAUGAUUUCGAUAAUUGUGAAAUCAUUGUUAACACAGAAAAAUCGCGGAGUAAACAGAAUAAAAAUCUCUCAAAAGAUGAAAUCAAAGCAUAUUCCUCGCCCAAAUUUGGCUCGAAUUUGGCAACUCAUGAUACCUCAAAAAAAAUUAAAACAAAUAUGGAAACUUUGACAAAACAAAACGAAAAAUUUAUGGCAAGCAUUUCGAGCACAACCAAACAAGCAGCAACCAUUAAUGUUCUGAGCGACAUAUUAUCCAAGCCUAUUAUAGGAAAAAUACAUAAAAUAGUGAGAGCUCAAGUGAAGAGUCAUUCAGCAUUAAAAAAACAGGAUAAACAUUGGACAGUAACAGCACUGAUUGCAGAUCACACUUCCAGUAUAGAAGUUUGUUUCGAUUCUGAAAUCCUGGAAAAAUAUAUCGGAUUCUCUGUUCAGGAAUUUUCGCAAAAGAAAAAGCUUGCCAAGUCAGAUCCUCAAGUAAAUAACGAAUUAAGACUGAAAUUGCGCAGGGCGCAACAUCAAAUUCAAAAUCUGAAUGCAUUAUUGGAACUAGAAUUGAUACAAGGUAAAAUUCCCAAAAUUGUUAAUAUUAUGUAACUCGUAAUAAAAAGCAAAAAAAUUAUAUUUUUGUGUAUUUGUAACAAAAAGUAUUGUACAUAUUUCAAAAAUUUUAAAUUAUAGAGAAU